UCCGUGGAAGACGUGGCGACUAGUGAUUGGCUACAUAUCCCGCCCUUUGUUCUCCAUAAGUACGCUGCAAACUAAGAUAUUAGAAGGCGGUGCCGGCGGUGAAUGUCUAUAAGGUUCCUAAAUCACCCUUAUACUUCCAACAAAUUUGCAUGGACUAUCAACUUCCAAGUAGCGAGGGUCAAGCAGUCGUCAGAGGGGUAUUUUAGAGAUUUUGACCAAAAAAUGGCUGAUUGGGGUUCUCAAACCCCUUGUUUUCCCGCAACAUGGAAAAGAAAAGAAAAGCAAUAGCUUGAUUCAACGAAAAUUACUGAGAAAGUGUGCGGAUUGUGAUGUAUUUCCAGUCCACUGGCCAGAACCAGAGACCCAGAGGGUUUAAUGUCAAGCAGGCCUUUAAGUUUACAUUAACUUUAGCCGUUUGCAUCUGGUUGCUAUACCAAUUCAAGCAUUCAAACAACGAAAAGGAUGUUGGGAGUUUACAAAGUGAAGGAAACAGUGUUAUGAUAUUGGGGCGCAAAGGGGAUGUGGAGUUGAGUGAUAAAGGUUUGUAUGUGUCUGACUUGAAAGAUAUAACUCUUGAAGCGGAAGGAAAACAGAAAGAUAGAGGUGGCGGAGAUGAUGAUUUGGAUGGAAUUGUUGAUGAGAAAGGGGAAAAUGAAUCUUUAGACAAGGGAAAUCAAUACAUUCAUGGCGAUGUCAAGACUAAGGUAGAGGAGGGGAAGAAAAUGGAGCUAGAAAUACCAUAUAAUAUUUCAGCAAAUAGUGAAAAGAUUGAAACCGAAAUGAGAGACAAUGAUAAUGAAGUUUCCAGUGAAGAUAAUUCCCGAGAAGGACUACAAAAUUCAAAGAGAAUUGUGUCCAAACGUGAUGGGCUAGGGGAUGAGCAGGACCAGAAAAGCCAAAAUAUUUCUGAUGAAAGAGGAAAUAAGAGUGGUGGUAAUCUUGUUGAGCAAGGAGAUGACAAGGACUUGGAAAGUUACACCAAAGAACUACAAAGAGAUGAGGAAACAAGUAUUGGUGCUCUUAAACAAGGCAAACAUGACGAAACAGGUUCAAGCAAAGAGAAUGAAGAUAAAAACCUUGGAAGUAAGGAGAUAACCAAGCAUGUGAAUGGUACAGAGAAUGCCACUGUUCUUGGCUCAAAUGAAGUUGCAAAUCAAUUACAUGGCUUUCGUGAUGAGAAUGGUGUUCCUCAGGGUGGCAAUGAUCUUGUAGAAUUCACAUUGGCUAAGUCAAGAGAUGGUCAAGCAAAGAAUAUUUUACAUCAAGAAACCGUCUCAAGUUUGAACCAUACAAGUCAGAUCACUAAAGGCCCCCAAAUUGAAGAAGGGGCACCUAAAUCAGAAAGAAAUGCUGCUGAUACUGAAACAGAAACUCAGAGCAAAAAAGAAGGCUCAAAAAGUGAUGCAGUUUUAGAUGUAGGAAUCGAUUCUGAAUCUAAGUUUCAAAUACAGAAAUAGCACAAGCAAGAUAGUGUAGUUAGAGAUUACAAGAGAUAUAAGAAUUAUAUAAGCUGAGAUGAGUAUAAUAUGUGAUAUUAUCACUUUGUUUUCUUUGAGGCUGUACAAUAUAUGUACAAUAUACUUUGAGACCAUGAUCUAAUGUAAAGCUUUUAUAUUUAGGCCUUCCGUUGUAGCCUUCUCCUAGUGAAAUCAUGGUGCAUGUAUGUUGCAUUUUAUCACCUUUUGCGCCUGAACAGUACUUGAGGAACAAUUUCAGUUUCAACUAACGUUUAUUUGGCGUGAUCUUUCAUCCCAUUUUUACAUAAUACCAUCAGGGUAAUUCUUCCAGCUUCACUGCUAUUGAAGACUAGACUGAUGAAAGACUCAGCUUUAAUUAUGGAACCAAGCGUUUAAUGUUUUGGAAGCUUGGAUCAUCCUUGCCAGGGGACAUGGACAAUUUUUUUGUUGUUGUGUUGUCAGAAUCAUUGUUGUUGUUUUCUUCUUGACCUACGUGAGUUGCAGAAGGACAUUGUGGCAGUACGGCCUGUUUUUGAGUGACAUGAUGACAAUUACUAGUUGACUUGCCUUCGAUCUAGCUAUUGCUUUUCAUUUUAGUUUUUGGCUGACAGUGUCCAAUGUUUUCAGAAAACCUCUGGUUCUAAUAGGUUACAGCUGCUGAUAUUUUUCUAACUUCCAUGAAAUUUGUGGCCGCCUCAAGCCUCGCGAUUUUAGCACCAUUCAAGGUAUAAUCAUUGCUCUUCUAGUGUUGAAUAUGAUUUCAUAUCAUUAUGUCGUUAAAACACAGUUUUAGAGCUAGUGGAAACGAUCCUGCCAAAGUGACAGUGGUUGGGUAGUCUCAAUCUAGGAUCUAAAUGCAUGGACUUAAGACAUUUCAUGGAAAAAUAUGCUUCCUCAGUAUCUGUGCAUAUCAUACCAUCAUUUUAUUUAUUAGGAUAUUACCUUGUAGUAUUUGAUAGGGUAAUUUUUUUGGAUCCCUUCCUUUUGGACUCGUGGCUUGUAAAAAUU
Messenger RNA from Durio zibethinus, 2465 nucleotides. RefSeq lists its product as uncharacterized. The record is from RefSeq and is a predicted model, not a curated record. Lineage: Eukaryota; Viridiplantae; Streptophyta; Magnoliopsida; Malvales; Malvaceae.